This is a messenger RNA of Ylistrum balloti, 2944 nucleotides long. Its product is annotated as ELMO domain-containing protein 2-like. The record is from RefSeq and is a predicted model, not a curated record. Gene Ontology annotation, molecular function: GTPase activator activity. NCBI's taxonomy places the organism in Eukaryota, Metazoa, Mollusca, Bivalvia, Pectinida, Pectinidae. The transcript is spliced from 8 exons. Bases 167 to 1090 code for a protein of 307 amino acids.
GCACCUGAGUUACUGGUUUAUAUUGCGAGAAAACACGAUAUGUUAAUAAGAAUGACAUAAACAUCUACUGUCAAUGCCAAAAUAUCUACGCAAAAUAAUGGAUACGAAACAGAGACAACAGAGAGAUUACCUUCUUCCUCUGGAUGUGUAAAAAAAUUGUGUCUCCAUGGUAACAGAGUGGCUUGGGAAUGCCUGGACGGCAUUGUACUUUUACCUGGUGAGACCAAUGUGGAAGUGGGUACUUCGCAAGUACACUGGUCAGUGUGAGCUUCUGCGCAUAUCAUACCAGUAUGAUGAGGGCGCUAAACGUACCAAGAGAAUUGAAAAGUCGCUGAAGCUCUCUGGGGUGACCUGUCUGAAGGAGCUCUACAAGUCUGACAACAUCCCAGAUGUUACAGUUGCUGCUCAAGAGGUGAUGACCAUUAAGUCCAUUGUAGCGGAGGUCCAUCCCAGAUUUAUGGACUGUUUCCAAGUCUGUCUCUGUCAGAUUUGUGGAUAUAAAAAACUGAAGAAUGAAGUGGACAGCAUAAAAAAAGUGCCAUAUUCCGCAGAAAAUCCAGAUCAUGAAACAAAGCUAUUGAAGUUAUGGAAGGUCAUGAUGCCUGAUGUUAAACUUGAGAUGAGGAUCAGCGACCAAUGGAAAGAAAUUGGUUUCCAAGGUGACGACCCCAAGACUGACUUCCGGGGCAUGGGCAUUCUGGGCUUGUACCAACUUCUAUAUUUCGCUGUGGAGCACUCGGAGCAGUGUCAGAGAAUUUUAUCACGCUCCCACCAUCCAACCUAUUGGUAUCCAUAUGCUGUGGUUGGCAUCAAUAUGACUAAAGUCGCAUAUGAACUGUUACAAAGUGGAGCCCUACGCACACACUUCUACAAUACAUCAAAGGAUCAACCUUUCCUCCAGGAUUUCCAUGAAGUAUAUUGCUACAUGCUGUUUGAGUUUGACAAGUUUUGGAUCGACUCAAAGCCAAAAGACAUUAUGGAAUUUGGAAGACUACAGGGAAAAUUUAGGAAACGUGUUCUUGAUAAACUAAAAAAUGACCCGUCCACAGUUUUAAGAGCUGAUUUCCAGAAAGAAAACACUAGACCAUGACAUAGACGAAUACAUUAGUGGUUAUCUACUAAAUGGAAGGAAUUGAAAGAAUAUUGGAAUAUUUUCUGGUUUAUAGAUUCUGUAUUAAUGCUGUAUGCUGUGUAUAUGUGACAACUGUGGAUUUGAUGAUGAAAAUAACUAGUCAACCUGUAAGCAAUUUUGUUGAUUUUUAUUUGACACUGAUAAGAAUCUUUUUGAUUGAGAACAUUUUCAUAGGUCACCACCUCAAGAGAUUUUCAAGAUAUUUGACCCCAACCCCUUUUUCAUGGAGAUUACUGUAGAAGACUAAUACUUUACUGUUAGUGUGAGACUGAAAAACCGAAUCAGUUAUAUUUGAAUAUUUUGAAAAUAGGUCCAUCUAUUUGCUCUCCUUGUAUUGUAAAGGAGGCAGGUUAUUCUUUGAAAGAAUAAAUUGUCUUUGGAAAAAUUAAUCAACAUUUGUCGAGGAACUUUUAAUGGUUUGAGUGUGUAUUGCUGCAACAAUAUAAUGGAAGUGAUCAGGUAGGAAUCUCAAUCUUACUGGUAAGUGCUGACAAGAAUAUGAGGGAUGUAGUCAUUUACUCAAUAAUAUGUGAUGUGUUGAAAGAGCAUUAUAACAUGAGAAUCAAUUUCAUUCCGAAGGUCAGUUAUUGUUUUGAAAGUUUUGAAAAUUUUAAACACACUGAUUGAGUCAUAGAGUGAUUUUUCUACAAACUGUCUUUGUUUAAUUCAAUUUUUUUUAUAAAACGUAACAUUUAGAAUCCUCAGAAUGAGUUCAGAUUUUAAAAGAUGUGAAUUUUUUUGUUUAUCUCAUCAUUUUUAUGUUACACAGUCAUGUUUCAAAGAGCUUUCUUGUUUUUUUGUUUUUUUUUCUGCUUUAAUAUCCCUUACAGUGAUGUAAAGUUUUUAACAUAAUAAUAGAUUUAGCAUUCAUCAUAGCUAUUGUUUUUUCUGUGCAAGUAUUGAAUUUUUACCAUACCAUCAACUGGAGCCAUUUUAUAUCCCCAUCCCCCACCAACAACCUAGGUCAUUACAGGAAAGGACAGGUGCACUCAUCCACAAGAAGAAAGGUAUUGUCGCCUGUCUUUUUCUUAUACAAUAAACCUAAUAAUGCUCUCUUUAUUGGGCAUAUUUGUUCAGUUGAUAACUUUUGAAUAUUAAAGUCAUAACUUGUAUCCCACUUUGACAAUAUUGAACAGUUGAUAUCACAUUCUGUAGAACCUAAGAUUGUGAUUCUGAUAUUGGGUGGUGCACCUUAGCAAAUACAGAGUUAUGCCCCUUUGUUGAAUUGCCUUGUUUUGUUUACUUCUGAUUUUGAAAAUUACUUCUAAUUUCAUUUUUUAUUCUGGAAUUUUUUCCCUCUGAUAGAUACAAACAAGGUUUAUUGGAAGAUUGAUUAGAUGGAAGAAUUUUAGGAAAUUUUUGUAUAAGCAACUUAUUUGAAAUUCAGCGAGUUCAAGCAAAUAAAUUUGUUUGCUGAUCUGUACAGUUUACAAUGAAGCAUCAAAGAGACUGAAAAUGUCCAAAUUUCUGUUGCUCUAAACUCAAAAAAGCAGCAUUUACAAAAAUCUCAUAAAAUUAUGUGAUUGUUGUAUAAAAGAGAAAAUUGUUGGUUGUCAUGCUACUAUGAUGAUUUUUUCAAUUAAGAUUAAAAGAGUCACAAAAUAAAUCAUAAUUUUUAAUUUUGAUGUCGUAGUGUCAUUUGAGUAGAGUUUGUCAAGUCUUAAAUAUAGUCAAAUAUUGGAGCAAGAAAGUUUUAUCCAACACUUUUAAAUCUUGUACCCUAACAGUUUAGUCAAAAAGAAAAAAAAAGGAAAUGAAAAUGAUCCAUGACAACCAAUACCGAUGAAUAUGGAAUAAAUUGUUGUAAGAUUU